AUGAAUUUCUUUGGCCUCAUGUUUCAGUCAAUACACUACAAAACACGGUCGCUACUUUCGUCAUUAAAAUUAAAUACAAUGUCGAAACACAGUAAAACACGAGUAAAUUCUUUGCUUAUUGUCGACGUACAAAAUGACUUUAUAACGGGAACGUUAUCAUUAAGAAAUUGCCCAUCGAAGCAUUGUGGAGAAGAUGUCAUACCAACUAUAAAUCAUUUAUUAGCCACAAUUAAAUUUGAUGUUAUUGUUUAUACUCAAGAUUGGCAUCCGAGAACACAUAUAUCUUUUUACGAGUGUAUAAAUUUACGCAAGCAUUUAAUAGCAGAUGGAAGUAAAAUAGAUGCAUCAAAUGCAAAAUUAUAUGAUUACAUAAAAUUUGCUGAUGUUGAGCAAAUUUUAUGGCCGGCACAUUGUAUUCAAAAUACAACGGGCGCAGAAUUACACAAAGACCUUCAUAUAAUCGAUAAUAAAACACCAUCAAAUCAUAUUAAUAAAAAUACACCCGUUAUCCGUUUACAUAAAGGAACAGAUCCUGAUAUAGAUAGCUAUUCAGCAUUUUGGGAUAAUCAAAAAAUAAGUAAAACAACAUUGGAUUCACAGUUAAAAAAAUUAAAUGUAACUGAUAUUUAUAUUGCUGGUAUAGCUACCGAUGUUUGUGUUUAUUCUACCGCAUUACAUGCGGCAGAGUUGAACUAUUGUACGUAUGUAAUCGAAGAUGCCUGUCGGGGCGUUGAUGAAAAUGCAAUUACAGAAAAAUUAAAAGAUUUAGAAGAACAUAAUUGUCAAAUUAUCAAAUCAAAUAAAGUAAAAGCUGUAAUUGAAGGAACUCAAGAUCAAAGAGAAUAUAAACAAUAA
Molecule: messenger RNA, 855 nt
Organism: Didymodactylos carnosus
Lineage: Eukaryota; Metazoa; Rotifera; Eurotatoria; Philodinida; Philodinidae
Source: the annotation of a GenBank genome assembly